Messenger RNA from Epinephelus moara (kelp grouper), 2382 nucleotides. RefSeq names its product mediator of cell motility 1 (gene memo1). The coding region runs from base 400 to 1293 and encodes 297 amino acids. The transcript has 9 exons. NCBI's taxonomy places the organism in Eukaryota, Metazoa, Chordata, Actinopteri, Perciformes, Serranidae. The record is from RefSeq and is a predicted model, not a curated record.
CAGACAAACAAGUAAUCCUCUGAUUCCGAUUGUGACAGCUGUAGUUUCUGUCAUUGCUCCUCUGGCUGUACUCUAUUGGCACAUUUCGAAGAUUUUAUAUUUCGUGCCUUUCUAAAUUUACAUGAUAACAACACCAGACUGCCCAACAAACUGACGUUAGCUGCUCUCUCCGGCUAACUUAUUAACCGGUAACAACACAACGGCCAGCUGACCGAACACUGAGCUUGUUAGCUAGCUAGCCCAGCUGUCUCUCCAGUCGAACUGCCCUUUGUCUUUACAAGCAAGUCAGCUCGCUGGCAUCUUUUCUCCUUUUGGUUAGCUGACACCGGCUUUUGCAUUUUUACUUUUUCUCGCCUGACAAAAGUCAAGCAAACCAAGAUAGGCGGCUUGGGAACCAAGAUGUCGAACCGAGUGGUGUGCAGAGAAGCAAGUCACGCCGGGAGCUGGUACUCUGCUUCGGGAUCCCAGCUGAACGCACAACUAGAAGGCUGGCUGUCCAAAGCAGAGUCCACGAUCAGACCUGCUAGAGCCAUCAUAGCGCCGCAUGCUGGGUAUACCUACUGUGGUGCUUGUGCAGCACAUGCCUACAAGCAGGUUGAUCCCUCUGUUACUCGUAGGGUGUUCAUCCUGGGACCUUCACACCAUGUGCCCCUCUCCCGCUGUGCCCUGUCACCUGCAGAGAUCUAUAGAACACCUCUCUAUGACCUGAGAAUCGACCAGAAGGUUUAUGCCGACCUCUGGAAAACUGGGUUGUUUGAGCGGAUGAGUCUGCAGACAGAUGAAGAUGAGCACAGUAUUGAAAUGCACUUGCCUUACACUGCUAAAGCCAUGGAGAGCCACAAAGACGAGUUUAGCAUCGUCCCUGUGCUUGUGGGUGCCCUGAGUGAGUCCAAGGAACAGGAAUACGGGAAGCUGCUCAGCAAGUACCUGGCAGACCCUUCCAACCUCUUUAUUAUCUCAUCCGACUUCUGCCACUGGGGUCAACGGUUCCGCUACACAUACUAUGAUGAAUCUCAAGGGGAGAUCUACAGGUCUAUCGAGCAUCUUGAUAAAAUGGGGAUGGGCAUUAUAGAACAGUUGGAUCCCAUGUCUUUCACCAACUACUUGAAGAAGUACCGCAACACCAUCUGUGGGCGUCACCCGAUUGGAGUGCUUCUAAAUGCUGUGGCUGAGCUGAGGAAGUCUGGUUUAGAAAUGAACUUCACUUUCCUGAACUACGCCCAAUCGAGCGAGUGCAGGAACUGGCAGGACAGCUCCGUGAGUUACGCUGCCGGGGCCCUCAUCGCUCAUUGAGGUCGACUUCACAGGGGCCACUGCAGCGCCGCCGCCCUGCCCUUACUAUCUAUCGCCAUAAUCUGACCCAGACACCCUCCCUCUCACCCCACCCACCCCGAGUUACACCCACUAUUUGCAGGAAGGACCUAGACACUCAAAGCCAAUACAGUCUUCUUUCUCUGUCUCUCCCUCAGCUCUCCUCCGCCUUUUCUCCACCCUCCUCUCAGUUUGAAGUGUGUCUCAGAGCUUUUGGUUGAAAUAUUUUGCUUGAAGUGCAGUUUUGAGAUUAUGUAGGAGCAAAUGGUCAGAGGAGAAAGGAAGAGUGCGUAUUAAUUUGGCUCGGAGUAAGCGUCGGGAGGGGAAAUCUCAUUUGGGUUUAGUCCCAUUUUGUUUUCCUGACAAAAACAAUGGAUUUCAGUUGUGAUGAUGCAGUCUUUACAUUUGGGCUCUUGGCAAACUGCUCAUGUAAUUUGCCUCAGAAAAGUAAUGGAAAUAAAACUGCAGAUCUUUAUGGAGCAUACUGAAAUUUUGCCAGAUGAAAAUGAAAUGAGUGUUUUGACUGACUGCUUCAAGCUACAUGCGACUUUAAAACUUUGAAAACAGUGUCAUCGGUAAUUACUACCAUUGCUCAACAUAUGUUGUAGUUGCUAACAAAGGGCUGCACCCAACAAAGUUCACUAACCCCCUACUGUACAAAACCAAAAACAUUAUUACUCAGUUUAUUAAAUAUUAUCUUUUAUUCAUAUUUUAUUCCUUUUCGUUUCUCCCUUUUUUAAGUAGUUUUAUUAGACGUGAUAGUAUUUACUCAAGUAGUGUGUAGAUUUGAACUAAAGCAGUGUUGUCGGUGAAGCUCUAAAGCCAUCCACAUGGUUUGCCCAAUAAAUUAGUGUGUGCAACACUGCUUCCAGAUUCCAAUUAUAUGCCUGUAGCAUUAUAUAUGUUUUGCAAGGGCCAGACUCCAGUUGUGGGUGCUACAGAAAUGUAAUCAAAGCUGGAUAUUGUGUAAAUUACUCCAACACUGACACCUCUGGUCUUUGUUUACAUUUGCCACCUUGAAUCUCUGUAGUUAUUGAACUGAACAAAGAUUUCUUUUUUUUUUUUUUUUUU